Macaca mulatta (Rhesus monkey) is the source of this 1141-nucleotide messenger RNA. NCBI's taxonomy places the organism in Eukaryota, Metazoa, Chordata, Mammalia, Primates, Cercopithecidae. The record is from the annotation of a RefSeq genome assembly.
AUGACUCCAAUACGCAAAUCCAACCCAAUCCUAAAAAUAAUUAAUCGCUCCUUCAUCGAUUUACCCGCCCCACCCAACCUCUCCAUAUGGUGAAACUUUGGCUCACUUCUUGCAGCCUGCCUAAUUUUACAAAUCAUCACAGGCCUACUCCUAGCAAUACACUACUCACCAGACACCUCCUCCGCCUUCUCCUCAAUUGCACAUAUCACCCGAGAUGUAAAGUACGGCUGAAUCACUCGCUACCUCCACGCCAAUGGUGCCUCUAUACUCUUCAUUUGCCUUUUCCUACACAUCGGUCGGGGCCUUUACUACGGCUCAUACCUCCUCCUAGAAACCUGAAACAUUGGUAUUAUACUCCUUCUUAUAACUAUAACAACGGCUUUCAUGGGUUAUGUUCUCCCAUGAGGCCAAAUAUCAUUCUGGGGAGCAACAGUAAUCACAAACCUGCUAUCAGCAAUCCCGUAUAUCGGAACCAAUCUCGUCCAAUGAAUCUGAGGAGGAUACGCCAUCGACAGCCCUACUCUCACACGAUUCUUCACCUUACACUUUAUCCUACCCUUCAUCAUCAUCGCCCUCACAACCGUGCACCUACUAUUCCUGCACGAAACAGGAUCAAACAACCCUUGCGGAAUCUCCUCCGACUCAGACAAAAUCGCCUUCCACCCCUACUACACAACCAAAGACAUCCUGGGCCUAGUCCUCCUUCUCUUCAUCCUAGCAACACUAACACUACUCUCACCCAACCUCCUAAACGACCCAGACAACUACAUUCCAGCCGACCCAUUAAACACUCCCCCACAUAUCAAACCAGAGUGAUACUUCCUAUUUGCAUACACAAUCCUACGAUCCAUCCCCAACAAACUGGGAGGCGUACUAGCACUCUUUCUAUCGAUCCUCAUUCUAGCAGCCAUCCCUAUACUUCACAAAUCCAAACAACAAAGCAUAAUAUUCCGCCCACUCAGCCAAUUUCUAUUCUGACUCCUAAUCACAAUCCUAUUGACCCUUACCUGAAUUGGAAGCGAACCAGUAGUCCAACCCCUUACCACUAUCGGCCAAGUAGCAUCCAUAAUAUACUUCAUCACAAUUCUAAUCCUAAUACCACUGGCCUCCCUAAUCGAAAACAACCUACUCAAGUGAACUU